Pristis pectinata (smalltooth sawfish) is the source of this 1719-nucleotide messenger RNA. RefSeq lists its product as uncharacterized. Bases 433 to 1719 code for a protein of 428 amino acids. The transcript is spliced from 12 exons. The record is from RefSeq and is a predicted model, not a curated record. NCBI's taxonomy places the organism in Eukaryota, Metazoa, Chordata, Chondrichthyes, Rhinopristiformes, Pristidae.
GGAUGACAGCCAACACUAUUGUUCAGGGAAAUUUGCCUGGUGUCCAGUGUCAGGAUUAGGCUGGCAAAUGUUCAACAACACUAUUCAUUGCAAUGGAGAAGAAUGACUGAGGGGGAGAGAGGAGAGACGACAACUCAAUGAACAACUUGACAAAGCCUUGAAACCUCAGAUAUCUACUGAUCACAGCAAAACCAUUCUGGAUAUUCAGCAUUAUCUGAGCCAAGGAUAUCAUAAUGUUUUGAGGUCCCCAGAUGAGAGAGAAGCCAGUGUACACACUUUGGCAGAUGACGAAUCAGUGCAGUCAACACAUACUGUCAAGAUUGUAAUGAACAUGGCAGAACAGGAAGUGCUCUUGUAGGAUUCGAUACAUCACUAACUUUGAGACCAACAAACCUUUUUACAUUUCAUCUAUUAGAAGAAGAAUACAUCAAAAUGUACAGAAUGGUGACUGAAUUCAAAGAUUCUAUUAUCAAUUUUUUUCUUGGAAAAGAAAUGAUCCCUGCUGCUCAGGCAUUUCAGGAGAUUGCAGUUGUGAGAUACUGCCCAGACGUGGAUAUUUUAGCCCAGGUUCGCCUCAUGGCCAGUAGCAGCCAGUGUAUCCUAAAUGAAGUCUUGACAGUCAUUAGUGCCUUGUUAAGUACUGAUGGGAUGGAAUAUCCUGAAUCUUCCUUUGGUUGGUUAACCCAUGAGAAAGCAACCAUCAACAUUGGAAGUGCUCUGCAUGAUAAGGCCAGCUUGAAAUCCCUUCAAGACUUUGGAAAAAGUGCAAAUUCCACCGUCUCAGUGGACUGUGCGAAAGGUCCAUCACAAACUGAACUUCGGAAUAAGCUUCAGCUGCUGCAACAACAAUGUGAUGAUGUGAUCCAAUGCAAUGACAAAAGGCAACACCAAAACAAACAACAAAUUGACAAGAGGAAAAUUCAUAUUUCCUGUUUACAAAGAGAGCUGGACGCAAUCCAUCAUGCAAAUGCAUCACAAUGCACAAGAAGAGAUAUGAAGUUUGAUAAAGCCCGGGAUCCUGAUGCCAUUCUCCUUUUCACAAGAGCAGAUAUGAAUCAUAAUACCAGAGUUUUAACAAAAGGUGUCAACAAUAACAUCAUUUCCAAAGAAAACUACAAGAAUGCAGUUCGAACUAUGGAACAAUAUAUUGACUUACAAAAGGUGAGAUUCUCCCAGCUGGUAAAGCAAUACUCUCAGCAUGUCACAUUAAAAGAGGCAGAAAAAUGUAUCAACCAUCAAGUUGUUACAACAAAGCCCAUCUCAGAAGUUUUCAAAAAAAUGAAAGAACUGUACAUAAAGCAAAUAGUAAGUCUUACUAGGAGCUACUAUGAAAAAUUACAAGACCUUACUCCACAUUACAAUAAAAACCCAGGGUCUGUUGAGAACUAUAUUAAAGGCUUAUGGAAAAUGCAGGUCGAUAACCCAGAGUCUGCAACAUUGUGCAAAACAAUACUCUUCACCACACCAAAACUUCUGGAAAUGGAAUUUAAAAAAAAUGGAAUUGCUCAGCGAAAUGUCAGUUGUAGGUUGCCACAGUUGGCACUCCGAGACGAUGGAAGGAAGGACUUAGCAUAUAACAAGCUCCAAAGCCAUUUCACAGAGAAGAACUCAUCAUCACUACAUCACUGCAAGGGAGCAUCAAAGAAAAUGAAGGUAGGCGAUUUUAUUGCACAGAUGUUCGAACAUAGUGCUACAAUGGCAGUAAAAACCUUUUACUGA